Choloepus didactylus (southern two-toed sloth) is the source of this 4030-nucleotide messenger RNA. RefSeq names its product solute carrier family 2 member 3 (gene SLC2A3). NCBI's taxonomy places the organism in Eukaryota, Metazoa, Chordata, Mammalia, Pilosa, Megalonychidae. Gene Ontology annotation, cellular component: membrane. The record is from RefSeq and is a predicted model, not a curated record. Bases 173 to 1663 code for a protein of 496 amino acids. The transcript is spliced from 10 exons. Gene Ontology annotation, biological process: D-glucose transmembrane transport.
UGGUAGUGAUGCUGCUAAAGAUGAGGAGUGGCGUUGUAGAACGUUACUGAGGACCAGAAGAAAACUUGCUGUGGAGAAGGACCUUUUGAAGGUUUUAUUUCCUUGGAAGGGCUAUCUCUGGAAUUCUACUCCUAGAUCUUUAUUGAGGAUUCUAAAGGAAUAAAUUAGGACCAUGGGGACAGAAAAGGUUACUGCCCCUCUGGUCUUCGCCAUCAUCAUUGCCACCAUCGGCUCUUUCCAGUUUGGCUACAACACUGGAGUCAUCAAUGCUCCUGAGGCGAUCAUAAAGGACUUUCUCAAUUAUACUUUGGAAGAGAACAUGGAAAAUCGUCCCUCUGAGGUGUUGCUCACAUCUCUCUGGUCCUUGGCUGUGGCUGUCUUCUCCGUUGGUGGUAUGAUUGGCUCCUUUUCUGUUGGACUCUUUGUCAACCGCUUUGGCAGGCGCAAUUCGAUGCUUAUUGUCAACCUAUUGGCUAUUGGUGGUGGCUGCCUUAUGGGGUUCUGUAAAAUAGCUGAGUCAGUUGAAAUGCUGAUCAUAGGCCGCUUGGUUAUUGGCCUCUUCUGUGGGCUCUGCACCGGCUUUGUGCCCAUGUACAUUGGAGAGAUCUCUCCUACUGCCCUACGGGGCGCCUUUGGCACCCUCAAUCAGCUGGGCAUUGUCAUCGGGAUUCUGGUGGCCCAGAUCUUUGGUCUGGAAGCCAUCUUGGGGUCUGAAGAGCUGUGGCCUGUGCUGUUAGGUUUCACCAUCAUUCCAGCUGUCCUGCAGAGUAUAGCCCUUCCAUUUUGCCCUGAGAGUCCUAGAUUUUUGCUCAUUAACAGAAAGGAAGAGGAGAAUGCCAAGCAGGUCCUCCAGCGGUUGUGGGGCAUUCAGGAUGUGAACCAGGACAUCCAGGAGAUGAAAGAUGAGAGUGUUAGGAUGGCACAAGAAAAGAAAGUCACUGUGCUGGAGCUCUUUAGAGCACCCAACUACCGACAACCCAUCAUCAUUUCCAUCAUGCUCCAACUCUCUCAGCAGCUCUCUGGAAUCAAUGCUGUGUUCUAUUACUCUACAGGAAUCUUCAAAGAUGCAGGUGUUGAGGAGCCAAUCUAUGCCACUAUCGGUGCUGGUGUGGUCAACACUAUCUUCACUGUGGUUUCUCUGUUUCUGGUGGAAAAGGCAGGAAGGAGGACUCUACACAUGCUAGGCCUUGGCGGGAUGGCUGUUUGUUCCGUCCUCAUGACUGUUUCUAUGUUACUAAAGAAUGAAUAUUCUUGGAUGAGCUUUGUCUGUAUUGGGGCCAUCAUGGUCUUUGUGGCCUUCUUUGAAAUUGGCCCGGGGCCCAUCCCCUGGUUUAUUGUGGCUGAACUUUUCAGCCAGGGCCCCCGCCCAGCUGCAGUGGCAGUGGCUGGUUGUUCCAACUGGACCUCCAACUUUUUGGUGGGACUGCUCUUCCCCUCAGCUGCAAACUAUUUAGGAGCCUACGUUUUUAUCAUCUUCACUGCCUUCCUCAUUAUCUUCUUGGUCUUCACCUUCUUCAAAGUCCCUGAGACCCGUGGCAGGACUUUUGAGGAUAUUACACGGGCCUUUGAAGGGCAGGUGCAGGAGACCAACAGAGCCGGGAAAGGGCCUGUCGUGGAGAUGAACAGCAUCCAGCCUGUGAAGGAGACCACCACGAAUGUCUAAGUCAUGCCUCCUUGCCACCUCCCUCCCAACAUGGAAAAGCAACCUCUCCCUGCAGGAGGGAGAGACCUCAUCAGGAUGUAACCCAGGACUGUUUCCGAAUGCUGCUACUUGAUUCCUUUCUCAUCCCACACACUCUAAGAGCAUGCAGAUGAACCCAAUGCUGGGGUUAGUCGUAUCUUCAAUGGCUUUUUAAGCAUUUCAUUCCUUGAACGUUCUCUUCUGUUUAGGAGAGACCAGGUAAACCUACCUUCAUUUCAGGGGGGACUGGCCUCUUGGCAUAGGACAACUUUGCCAGUUCUUUCUCCCUUAGAUUCUAAUGUUGCCUAACAAGGGCAUAUAGGGGAAUAAGAAUGAGGGUGUAGUUCCCCAACCUCAGACUUACCAGGAAGCAGAUAUACUUGAGUGUGGAGGGCAGAGGAGGAUUAAAUAAGAGAUCACCUUCCUUGCUUCCAUACUGCUCUGCAGAGCAAAUUAACUUGAGUUUAUUUAUUUUAUCUUCUGGUUUUAUUGCAUAAAUAUUUAUUUUUUUAAGUGUAAUUUUACCAAAAUAAUGGAAAACAUAAGGAAAUUGAGGUAGAGGGAGGUGUUUAAAGAGAGGCUAUAGGGUUGGCAAUAAGAAGGGAAGAAUUUAGGGGAGAAAUAGUGUAAAGUGUUAUUGAAGGGAAUGUUAAGUGGUGCCUAAAGUUUGCACAUUGCCUCUUAACAAUUUCUGUCCUUCAGAUGGAAAUUCUCGAGCUUAAUUUCUCAGAAAAGUCAUGUGCCUGUAUUAAAAAGCUACUGGUAUCCUUUGGAACAUUUUUCUCUAAGAUUAUAGUUUAUAUGUAGUAUUACUUGAAAUCUAGGACUGUUACUAUGAUGAGCAUUCUAGUUAAUGGCGGUUAAUGGAUUCUAAUUUUGCGUGGAGUUGAGAAGGGAAGAUAAUUUCCAGCAAUCCUCUCUCCCCUCACUGGAACAAAUAGCUACUUCCCUUUAUAGUGGACUGAUGUUCAGUAUUUCUCUGUUUUGUUUUUUAAGAAAUUUUAGGUGUUGGUUUUUGUUUUGUUUUAACCUAUAGCCUUUUUAAAGGAACUCAGAGGAGAAUAUAUUCAUAGCUAACGUGAAAUUUGUAAACUCAACUCUGGGAGAAGAUUUUUUCUGAAUGAUUAUUAACUCGUUGAAGUUUGUUGUUUUAGGUUCAUGGCAUGCUUGUUUAUGUCUGUCUUAUCACCUUAGGGGACUUGAAUCUUUCCAGUAGACCACAUUUGAGAUACUAUGAGUAUACGUGCAGUGUAGCCCACACUUGAGAGAGUAUGAAUGUAUGUGCACUGUCACUUUCCUCUGGGUGGAAGUAGUUUAUUGGUAAUUUGUUUCCUCUGUGUUUCUACCACUCCCUUUUGGAUAGGAUGUAUUUAAAUCUCAUCCCUGUGUAUAUAAAUAACUGUCUCUGCUGGGUAGAAUUUGCAUCUUAGGUUUUCUCCUGAACUGUAGAAUUCAGUCUCAUCUGACCUUGUUUGGAGAAUAGGGAAGAACUUCCUAAAUCUUGUGGUUGAGGAUGGAGGGCUCAGCCUCACUUUGGGCUCAGACAAUGGGAGUGGGAAAGAAAGUGGGACAUGAGGGCCUCCACCCGGCUGGGGCCCCCGAAGGACAGUGGUGAGGAGAAGGAGGCGUUCUUGUAAGGGGGUGGAAACAAACUGAAGACUCGCUUCUACCCUGGGGAGUUUCAGAGGUUUAGAUGAGAUGCAGGGAUUUACUCUUGCCACAAGGUCCUGAACACCUCCACAAUUGUCUAGUUUCUCAGCAUUUUUUAAUAAAUGGAGAUGGAACCCUGAUGACACCUCUUCUUGCCUUUUAUCAUAUAUUGCUUUAUCUCCCUUUCCCUCCUUGGUGCUUAACUGUUCGGACCCUUCAGCCAAACUCUCCUGCCUGUGACAGUAUUUUACUUUGCAGUUCUCAUCAUUCCUUCUAGUCAUUGAGUCUUUGGAGAAAACCCACACAUCUCUGGAGUAGGGCUUUGUUGGAAGAGGUGCCUUCCUUCUACUCUAAUUGCACCUCAACUACUGGCCCUCAAAAACAAUGGGUUGGCAGUAAUUUGGUAUGGAGGUUUUUCCAUUUCUCAGUGACCAGGUUGUAAAUAUUUACAGGUGAAUUUUUUAUUACUAAUGUUAUUGUGGUUCUUUGUUUUGAAAUAAAAAUUCUGAAUGUACAUAUGAUAUCACAGACUCCUUAUUUCUUUUGUCCUUCCUGUAACACAAAAAUCAGCUGUAAAUCCUGGCUGGCCACUCAUUACCUGUUGUAACCUGGAGCAGGUUUCAUACAGUCUCAUUUCAUACUCAGGAAAAUUGAAAUACCUGCUUAACUAUGUGGAUUAAAUAAAAAGUUAAAGCCUUA